Molecule: messenger RNA, 3026 nt
Organism: Xiphias gladius (swordfish)
Lineage: Eukaryota; Metazoa; Chordata; Actinopteri; Istiophoriformes; Xiphiidae
Gene: enpp1
Product: ectonucleotide pyrophosphatase/phosphodiesterase 1
Exons: 23
Coding region: 411-2813 (800 amino acids)
Biological process (GO): negative regulation of fat cell differentiation; inorganic diphosphate transport; nucleoside triphosphate catabolic process
Cellular component (GO): cell surface
Molecular function (GO): metal ion binding; nucleic acid binding; phosphodiesterase I activity
Source: RefSeq, a predicted model, not a curated record
AGCUGAUAGACGCGCGCGCGGCGAUAAGUGACCCGGGGUGAGCUCGUUCACUUUUAAAAUUACAGCUACGCCUCGUUCCCGACGUGGCUACGAGGAGGCCAGAUGUAUUGAGGAGCAGCUGUCGCCGGACAGGGACACUUCGGGGGUCUGCCCCGCAUUCUUCGAGCAGCCUCCCCGACCCUCCUCCGAUUAAUCACGCGUUGUCGGUGCCAUCGCGAACUUGCGGACGGCGAGAAACGAGGCGGUGCUAGACUUCAGCGGACGGUCGCACCCCAGGCACAGUGCUGAGUGUAUGCCUCACUGGGGAAGCACUGUCUUUCACUCAGUUCCCUGCUGGUAAAUCCGGAGACAGUAGAGUUUUGUUUUUUCUUUUUUCUUUUUUUUUGUUUUUGGUUGUUCCGUCCAGCAGCAUGGAAGUAACGAAAGGAGAAGAGCGGUCGGAUGAGCAGGCAGCGUCCUUAUUCGAGACCCCAGAGCCGGAGAGUCAAAGGACAAACACUGAACGGGGAAAGACGAGGAGCAACCAGCGCAGAGUCAUUACCGGGGUUCUGCUGCUGUGCCUACUGGUGGUCAUCCUGGCUGUGGUGUUUUCUCUGAGAAACCGCAGUGAUGGAAAAGAAGGGGAGCUCUGGCUGCAUGGGGUCUCUGAGGAAUUUCAACAGCAACAGUGUCCACCUGGUUUUUCCAGGCCCCCUCUCAUCCUGGUGUCCUUGGACGGUUUCAGAGCAGAAUAUCUGAAAGAUCAUGGCAACCACCUCCCUAUCAUCAACAAGUUACGAAAUGCUGGAACGACAACGCAGUACAUCAGGCCUGUUUAUCCCACAAAAACCUUCCCAAACCACUACAGCAUUGUGACUGGUCUUUAUCCCGAGUCUCACGGGAUCGUGGACAACAAGAUGUACGAUGUGACCCAAAACACUUUCUUCAGCUUGAAAACUGAUGAGAAAUUCAACCCAAAAUGGUACCAAGGAGAGCCAGUCUGGAUCACUGCCAUGCGUCACAAACUGAAAACAGGAACCGUUUUCUGGCCGGGCUCAGAUGUAGCCAUCAAUGGCACCUACCCAGAUUUCUACAAGGUUUAUGACAAGAGAUUUCCAUUUAAGAACAGACUGUCGACGCUGUUUGAGUGGCUGAGUUUACCUCAGGGAGAAAGACCUGACUUCUACACUUUGUACCUGGAGGAACCUGACACAUCAGGACAUCGUUUUGGGCCAGCAAGCACAGAGGUCAUUCAUGCCUUGGAGAGUGUGGACAGGGUUUUGGGCAUGCUGAUGGACGGCCUGACGGAGAAAAACCUGCAGCACUGUGUCAACUUGGUUAUCGUAUCUGACCACGGCAUGGAGGAGGCUUCCUGUGAAAAGGCGGCAUAUGUGUCGACCUACCAGGAAAAUACCGACAGCUUUACUGUCAUCCAAGGCCCGGCUGCUCGCAUCAGACCCACUCGCCUCCCGGAGGAUUACUUUUCCUUCGACUAUGAUGGCCUGGUGAAGAACCUGUCGUGCAGGACCCCUAACCAGCCAAUGAGGCCGUACCUCAAAGAAAACCUCCCAAAAAGGAUGCACUUUGCUAACAACAAACGCAUAGAGAGAGGACAUCUCUAUAUGAAGCAGGGCUGGCAGGCAGCACUGAACAGCAAGGAGAUCAAGUACUGCACUGGUGGAUUCCACGGCUCAGAUAACAUCUUCACCAACAUGCAGGCAAUCUUCAUUGGCUAUGGUCCAGGAUUUAAAAACAACGUUGUUGUGCCAUCUUUUGAAAACAUUGAGGUAUAUAACCUCAUGUGUGAUCUCCUCGGUAUUCGUCCCGCUCCAAACAACGGGACUCACGGCAGCCUGAACCACCUCCUGCGGCAUCCAGUCCACUUUCCAGUUCACCCAGCGCAGCUCUCCCAUGAAACCCCCUGUGUGGCCAGCAACCCCAUCCCCACUGACGACCUGCAGUGCACCUGUGCAUCCCAAACCAAGGAAACGGAGACAGAUAUGAACAGACACCUCGUGACGACCAAUUCCAGUGCUAAAGUCAGCUUACGCCGCCUCCACCAUCCUUUCGGCACCCCCCUGGUCGUCCAGCCGGACGCCACCUUUUGUCUCCUGCAUCACUCCGAGUACCUCAACGGCUACAGCAAAGACCGCCUCAUGCCCCUCUGGGUGUCGUACACCAUCCAACCUCUGACCACAGUCCGACCCCUGAGCCCAGAGUCGGAGGCGUGUGUUCGUGCUGACGUCCGCAUCCCACCGGCCGCCAGCCAGCUGUGUCUUCGCUAUAGAGACAACUCAGAGCUGUCCUAUGGCCUGCUGCAUCCCCCCAAUCUGAGUGCCAGCGGACCUGAAACGGACUCUUUAAUCACAAGCAACAUGGCACCAAUGUUUCCUGCAUUUAAAGAUGUCUGGACCCAUUUCCAUGAUGUCCUGCUUCCGGAGUAUUCACAACAGCUGAACGGGGUCAACGUCAUGAGUGGGCCGAUAUUUGAUGAAGACUUUGAUGGAAACGUUGAUGCUUUCAAAGCAAUCUCAGGGAAUGAGGCUCCCAUCCCAACGCAUUUCUUCGUGAUCCUGACCAGCUGUGAGAACUCGACCUUCAGCCCUAUUAACUGUGAGGGCCCAUUGAAGGCCAAGUCCUUCAUCCUGCCCCACAGACCUGACCACACAGAGAGCUGUGCUAAUGGGUCGGACUUGACGUGGGUGAAGGAUUGGCUACAUUUUCACGCUGCUCGGGUCCGAGACAUCGAGCUCCUGACCGGACUGAGCUUCUACCACGACAGGUUAUCAGUGCAAGAGACGCUACAGCUCAAGACGUUUCUACAUACCGCUUAAAAUCAGAGACAUUAUCAAAAAAAGUUUUAAUUUCCAAAGGAAGCCAUACUGGUCUACGCAGCAGGCCUCUGUGUACGUGGACACACAGUUAACCUACUCUCAUUGGGUUUAACUGGUGCCUCACUUAGAAAUGUUUCCUGUUUUCAGACCAUAUUAAUCCAAACAUUAAGUUCCAGCCAUCCAUUUUUUUGUCUGUUUUUUUUUUUUUUUUUU